Molecule: messenger RNA, 1323 nt
Organism: Osmerus eperlanus (European smelt)
Lineage: Eukaryota; Metazoa; Chordata; Actinopteri; Osmeriformes; Osmeridae
Product: histone H2B-like
Exons: 1
Coding region: 234-608 (124 amino acids)
Cellular component (GO): nucleosome
Molecular function (GO): structural constituent of chromatin; DNA binding; protein heterodimerization activity
Source: RefSeq, a predicted model, not a curated record
AAUAUUUCCUUUCAGUUUUCAUAACUAGGUUGAGUCAUGACUACUGAAGGGAAAGGGGGGGUCGGUAAAUCCCACGCACGCGCAGUAGAUUUCACUAUAGCUCGGGAAAGUCACAUCCCAGCUGAAUGCAGCAACUAGGAUGAGGCGUGCCUAAACAUUUGCAUGUCUCCGGCUACAUAUACCGGGUAACCAGCAGCUGUUCUAAUCAUCCGUUUCUGAGAAGCAACGAUACAAUGCCUGAGCCAGCAAAGUCCGCGCCCAAGAAGGGCUCCAAGAAAGCCGUUUCCAAGACUGCCACAAAGGGCGGGAAAAAGCGCAGAAAGUCCAGGAAAGAGAGCUACGCCAUCUACGUGUACAAGGUACUGAAGCAGGUCCACCCCGACACCGGCAUCUCCUCCAAGGCCAUGGGAAUCAUGAAUUCCUUCGUCAACGACAUUUUCGAGCGUAUCGCCGGAGAGUCGUCUCGUCUGGCUCACUACAACAAGCGAUCAACCAUCACCUCCAGGGAGAUCCAGACCGCUGUCCGCCUUCUGCUCCCCGGUGAGUUGGCCAAGCACGCCGUGUCCGAGGGCACCAAGGCCGUGACCAAGUACACCAGCUCUAAGUAAACGGACUCUCCUUCAAAUUCACCCCAAAGGCUCUUUUAAGAGCCACCCACUGGUCUCUACAAUUGAGGAAGUCCAUCGCACUUGUUUGAAUGUUUCUAUAUUGCUGCAUGGUAUGUGAAGCAACUAUUGACUGCCGUGAACAGACAGGUUAUUCUGCAAACUAAACAAAUACAGUACAGUGUUUCAAUAAUUUAAGGACGGUGCAAUAGUAACAUCACGAUUCCUCAAUAACAAUUGUCUUUGCAGUAUGCCUGUGUAGCCCAGGUUAAUCACAUAAUGAUCGAUACAUUUUCUUAUCAUAGAUCAUUCUUUCAACAUAUGUAAAUAUUCAAUAAGUGCAUAAAAUGGCAGUUUUUUUAAUUAGUAAUCAUGUACCGACGGCAACUGUUGCAGCUGUGUAGAAUCUCGUGGCUGCAAUGUCAUCGGGCGCGAGACUUCAGCGUCCUGAGGGACGCGACUCAUUUCAUAUUUUAUAUUUAUAUCUAUUUUAUAUAAAAUAUAUAUUGUUUAGCUCUAGUAUAUUAUUUAGCUCUUUAGGACAUGUUUAGCUCUUCAGUAUUAGACUUUUAAAUUGUUAUUUAUACAUUAUGCUUUUUCUACUUUUUUUUUUUUUAAUAUAAAAAAAAAGAUCCAUAUGUUCAUUGUAUGCACCUUCCUGCCAUGGUAAAUUGUGUUUGUGUUAACUUACAUGGCAAUAAAAACCUAUUCUGAUUCA